AUGAAUCCUGAUGAGAUUUCUCAAAUUGUCGCAAUGAAUGAUGUCGAGGCAUUAUCAAAAUUAGAGCUUGAUUCAUGGACCGAGACCAAAUAUCAAAUAAAUACAAUAGAAAAAACAAUGCAAAUUCCAUCUGCAGGACUGACGCUAAUACAUAUAGCGGCUUUUUAUGAUUGCUUAGAAUCAUUUAUAUUUUUAGAGAAAAAAGGCUUAUCUUUCACUACAGUUUCUACAAAUUCUUUCAAUACUUUAUAUUAUAUAUGCUAUGGAGGCUCAAUAGAAGUAUUUGAAUACGUAUUUAUUAAAAUCGGAAGAGAUCCAAGUCUACAAAGUCUCCUAAAAGACAUUUUUGAAGAAGAUAUUUUUUAUAUUAUUAAACACACAUCAUUAUUAGACCUCGCAAUACUCGCACCAUGCAACCAAUACGAAAUUGCAACAGCUCUAUUCAAGUUUGGAUACGGUUUCAAGAAAAACGGAGUAGAUUUUCGUGCAGAAUUUGCUCUUAAUCCAAUCAACAGUACCAUUAAGCUGUCAAAUGCUAAAUGCUUAGAAUACCUCAUUCAAUUCAAGAAGAUAAACCAAUUUGGUCUUUCUCCACUUCAAAUUGCGAUUGCAACGAAUACUCAAGAAGCAAUUCCUAUUCUAAUCAAACAGAAUGGAGACUUACUAUAUAGAAAUGAGCAUGGAGAGACCGCUCUUUCAAUUGCAUGCAGGCUGAAAAAUAUUUACGCUGUAGAACAACUUUGUUCAUCAAUGAAACGAUUGGAAGAAGAGACACAUGGUAUAGAUGGCGCUGCACAUUGGCUUUGCAGUUCGAACAGCCUUGAAAUCGCAAAACAUAUUUUGCAACAUCCUAUAGAUAUAAAUAGAAAAAAUAUGUUGGGACAAUUAUGUACAGGAUGUUUCAAACCAAAGAAGGAGAAUGCUAAAGAGAUAGUGCAGAUAUUGGAACUUCUUUACAGAUAUGGUUUGGAACUGAAUGACCCAACAUAUCCUGCAAUUCAGCCAUUCAUUACAGGAAUGACAAUUCUUCCGGAAAUUGUUGACUGGUUCUUGGAAAAGGAUAUAGAUAUCGAUAUACAAAUAACUAGACACACAGGGUUCUUCUCUAUUAGAGAUAUAAUCAUGUCGAAAAAGGGAAUACUAAAGAAUGUGAUAGAUAAAUAUCAUAUCCAGCCUUCUUCAUGA
Trichomonas vaginalis G3 is the source of this 1185-nucleotide messenger RNA. Its product is annotated as protein ubiquitination. Gene Ontology annotation, cellular component: nucleus. The record is from RefSeq and is a predicted model, not a curated record. The transcript has a single exon. Lineage: Eukaryota; Parabasalia; Trichomonadida; Trichomonadidae. Gene Ontology annotation, molecular function: protein binding. Gene Ontology annotation, biological process: regulation of apoptotic process. The coding region runs from base 1 to 1185 and encodes 394 amino acids.